Seminavis robusta is the source of this 1584-nucleotide messenger RNA. The record is from the annotation of a GenBank genome assembly. NCBI's taxonomy places the organism in Eukaryota, Bacillariophyta, Bacillariophyceae, Naviculales, Naviculaceae.
AUGUCUUUCCAGGAUUUCGGAGGCGAAGCCUGGUUACAAGUGGCCUUGCCAGACUUUGGGUCAGAAAUUCAAACGGUAACCUUGCUUUUGAUUGGAAACACGAUAUUUUGGGUCUUUUUCCUUCCAGUAUUGACGGGUAUUUUGGACUACGAGGAGGAAGAAGCCAAUAAUGACAAGCUAAAGGAUGGACAAGGUACUACUAGUAGUACCAACGGGAAACAGCAAGAAAAAAAGGCAAAGACUCGUACUCGUCGGCCUUCACGGGAUAAAGCCGCCAACGGAGCAGCGAAGAUUUCUACCACCACUGAUGGCGAUAAUCACCUCAACGGCAAGAAAAAGCCCAAGGUUGCGGAUGAAGUCCCCCCCACGACAACAGCGGCUCAUUCUGUGACGGGACUCUUGAUUGGAACCAUGGCCAUUUUUCUCCUUUGGUCUCCUUACAAUUACUACACAUCUCGGCGAGUAUUCAUGGCACCCUUGUUCACACGAGAAGAAUGUCAACACGUCAUCCAAAUGGCGCACAAUGCCGCCCAGAAAAACUAUGAUAGAACGUUAGAGGCCGACCAGGCCAGAGAAUUUGCUGACACCAUAUAUGACAAUGACGACGACAGUGAUGACGACAACGAUGACUAUGAAGAGUUUCAGAAAGACAAAAUUCUUCAAUUGGAACCGCGUGGAUGGCAAAAGACCCGUCAUGCCAGUUAUCCCACCACCGAUCUCAACUUGGUGACGGAUCCCUUUACCGGGCAAGAUCGAGCAUGGUUGGGACAGCGUUUUCAUGCUCGGUUGGCACCUCUCCUGUCGCGCAUUUUUGGGAUCCCCCCACGCAGCAUUCGGGCCAAUGACAUGUUUGUCGUCCGAUAUGAUGCUCCACCCGAUGACAAUGACGAUGAGACGGUUCAUCGAGCCUACUUGGCAAAUCACACAGAUGACAGUGACAUUAGUUUCAACAUUCUCCUCAAUGAUGAAUUCGAAGGUGGAGGGACUCGCUUUUGGGAUCGAUUGCACCAACAACCCUUUGCCCUUGUGCAGCCAACCGAACCGGGCACUGUCUUGACUCACUCAGCCCUUAUCAAUCACGAGGGAGCCACAGUAACCAAGGGAACGCGCAUGAUUUUGGUAGGAUUCUUAUCCGUGGACAAGGUAGAUCCCUUUCAUCCGGAUCAAUCUACAGGAUUGUCCUUUUGGGCAUCGUGGGGUAGCGGUAGUUGGUUGACGACCAAAUUCAAACAGGCUCACAUGAUACGGAAGCGAGGAUCCAGCGUUCCUUCUCCCGAAAGGGGCAACCAGCAGAAGCAGUGGACCAACAGUGUCUAUGUUCGGCGGUUGAUAUUGGACCUGAUUGGAUUCUUCCAGGUGAUGGGAGAUGCCUUUGGGACUCAUGCUGUCGAGGAUUUAGUGCUCAGAAAGGACACGCAACCGUUCUUGGAGACCCUGGAUCGGGCUGCUGAGCAACAGCCACUAGACGUGGAGAAGCAAGCAGUAUGGUGGUAUGGACAAGGCCUGCAUCUAGAUGUAGACGGUUCCAUCGCCACCGAAUGGAAGGCACGGAAGGAAAACAAACAAGCCUUUGAAGAGCUGUGA